Molecule: messenger RNA, 1984 nt
Organism: Folsomia candida
Lineage: Eukaryota; Metazoa; Arthropoda; Collembola; Entomobryomorpha; Isotomidae
Exons: 6
Coding region: 274-1329 (351 amino acids)
Source: RefSeq, a predicted model, not a curated record
UAUCUACACCUAUAGACGUCUAUCCGAUUAGUUCGGUCGCAGCGGAUCAGAUGAUGCUGACAAUUCUAAAAUUAUUUCUGCACUUGUCAAAAUACAAUUUCGACCUUUAUCCAAGAAGAUUUGGGAGUCGCAAGUUGUCCAAAGUCUCACCUCACCUCGGGUGAUUAUCGUCGUCUCGAUAAGAAGAAAGUCCACACCCACGCGAAAAUAAUAUAGCAACUUUUGCAAAAUCCCAGUAGUUUGACUUUCUAAAUUGGCAAUUAACUCGUUAAAAUGAGCAGCGGAAAUGCUGGUGGUGGUGGUGGUGGAAGUGGGAGAAGGACACAACGGACGAUACGAGACGCGAUAAAAACGAUACAACCGCAAGUCUUUAAGGAACAAUUGUCCGAUACUUCGGAUAUCGUGGGGACAAGGAAGUUAGCCCCGAGGACGAAGAAGGCAAUGCGUAAUCAUCUAUUUGAACAUUUGGAUAACUACUUUGUACAUCCGGGGAGGAAAAUUGCUGGUAGACCGUUACAAAAAUUGGUGGAGCGACAAUUUGACGCUGUUAGAAGAGAAAUGAAAAGUAAAGCGGCAGAAGAUGACGAGCGGAAAUCAAUGGAACCGUUAAAUGAUGAUUUGAGAACUUCAAAUACCAAAGAUGUCCCUGGUUUAGUGAUUGACGUAUCACCUGCUGCAAAACUUAAUUUAUUUCCCAAAAGGAAUCCGGGCGACGUUCGAAAGAGUUACGUUAAACGGACGCCCAAACGCAAGACGCCUUUACCAAUGCCAAUAUUUGGUCUGCCCAAUCAUAAUACCCCAAAAUUUGGAAAUGAAGUUCAUAUUUCCUUUAUUGAAGAAUCCACACCCACCGAAACAGUGGUGACAAUUGCUCCCGAAACACUUAUCAUGGCACCUCCUCCCUCUUACUCGACCAGAAGUAGGAGUAGAAGUCGGAGUCCGAUAAAAGCCAUGGCGUCCCCACCACUACCACAAUCCGACCUCGUUAGGCACGUUCUGAUCUCAGGAGAAGACCAAGUUCCAAUGAAAAUUGAACUGACCCACAUACCGCAAUAUUCCAAUGAGAUAUCUGUAGACCAAUCGGUCAUCGUAUCAGAUUCAAACUCCAUCAACAACAACGUUUUAGACUUAUCCGACCUAAUACAAUCUAAUAAUGAUACCCACAUCGAUGGCAAGAUUGAAAUAGCUUCAAGCGAAUUAGUCUUAUGCACAUCGAUCGACGAAAUGAAUCAGGUCAUCGUGAUGGGUGAAAACGGAGAAAGAUAUCGUUUCGUUGCCCUAAAUGAUGGACAAGUCUCCCUCGUGCCAGAAGAUUCAGCGGUGCAGUAGGAAAUUAAGUGUUUUAGGGAAUAUUGACUUUUUAAUGUAUUACGAUUUAAUUAUUCUGAAUGCAAACCCUUCAUAACUCGGUGUUUAGUUUCGUAAUUAAGAGGUAAAUGACCGGCUCGGAUUUUAUCGCCUGCACUUUAAGUUUUUAUUUUGUAUAAUGUACUUUUUUCUGUAUAAUGAAUGUGACCCGCACGUUGUUUUAAGUUAACAAUUUUUUAAAAGUGUGAAAAUACCGAAUUUUAUAUAAUGCUCGACAAUUUCUUGCUGUAAAUAUGAAAUUAGACAAAUAUCGAUCGUAUAUACACGGCAGUUAGGAAAACUCCAUUUUUGAAAUUUCCCUAACUCCCCAUAUUUCUUGAGUUAGGUCAAAAUUUCCCGAAACAAUAUGAAAAAUGUUGAGAAGACGCUGAGGAGUGAUUUCGGCUCCGGAAAUUUUGAACAAACUCAAGAAAUGGGAAGAGUUACUUUACGGAAAUUUUAAAAAUCUAAGUUUCCUAACUGCCUAUAAUUUACUAGCUUUAUUUUCCACCUAGUAAAAAAACUCUCAAUUUUAUUCAGAUACAUGAAUCACGCUGUAAUUUACUAAGAAAUCCUUCCUGUCAGUAAUGUAAUGCAUGCAGCAAGAUUUCGUAGAAAAUAAACAGAGUAAAUGUAA